This is a messenger RNA of Hyla sarda, 2960 nucleotides long. Its product is annotated as olfactomedin-4-like. The coding region runs from base 1 to 2562 and encodes 853 amino acids. Lineage: Eukaryota; Metazoa; Chordata; Amphibia; Anura; Hylidae. The record is from RefSeq and is a predicted model, not a curated record. The transcript is spliced from 8 exons. Gene Ontology annotation, biological process: signal transduction.
AUGCAGCAGCAGCAACCGCAACCUGUUCCAGCCUCUCCACCCGUUUCUGCAGCCCCUUCUGGAUCAAAGCUUCGUCUUCCUCUUCCCACGAAGUUUGAUGGUGACCCUAAGUUGUGUAGAGGCUUUAUAACUCAAUGCUCCAUGCACCUGGAGCUCAUGGCGGAUCCCGACAGAACGAGCGAAGGUGGCGUUUGUGGUAAGCCUCUUGUCCCUUUCUGGGAUCAUGGUGACCCAAUUUCCUCUAACCUUAUGUCCUUCCUAGCUGAAUUCCGCAGCGUUUUUGAAGAACCCGCACAAGCCUCCUCUGCCGAGACGGCUCUUCUGAACCUAAGCCAAGGGAUUAUGUUGUUCAGUUUUGCACCCUCGCUUCAGAAUUGGCAUGGAACGACGAAGCCUUGUGUGCUACAUUUAAAAAAGGACGCUCUUGCUGCAUGUGAUCCUCCGACUAACCUGUGUGAACUAGUUCAUCUAGCCACACGCAUUGAUGCGCAUUUUCCUGAGAGGCAGGAAGAACUUUUUUCUGGGAAAUGCUUGCAUCUAGGGCACGUGGGAGAGGCAUACCUAGAUGUGAAUACUAUCUCUCCUAGCUUGAUUAUACCUGUUCAAAUCCACGCUUCUGCCAUGACUUCUUUCUUUGCUUCUGCAUUCUUGGACUCCGGUUCCACUGGCAACUUCAUUGAUGCCUCUCUGGUACAUGAAUAUCAUCUCCCUGUAACUCGUCUAGCCAAGUCUUUGUUCAUUUCUUCAGUCAAUGGACAAAAUCUGGACUGUAAGGUUGACGCUUCGUCUGUAGGAAUUGGUGCCAUUGUUACCCAGAAAAACUCCAAUGGUAAGUCUGUAACCUGUGGUUUCCUUUCAAAAACCUUCUUGCCAGCAGAGAGGAAUUACUCCAUUGGAGAUCGAGAACUUCUUGCUAUAAAACUACUCAUAGAGGAGUGGCGACAUUUGUUGGAAGGGUCUCCUCAUCUGACUCGGCACUCUUUAGCUCUAGUCUUUUCCCGCAUGAAAACCCAGACAGAUAAGAAAAGAAGACCUCCUCCGUCUCAUAAGGUUUGGUUAUCUUCCAUGUACAUUCGCUUCAAGAUUCCUAGCUAUAAGUUGGGUCCUCGUUUCUUGGGUCUGUUACAGAAAAUCAAUCCAGUCUCAUAUAAACUCUGUUUGCCUUCUUCUCUAUGCAUUCCUAACUCUUUUCAUGUGUCAUUCCUCAAGCCUCUGACUCAAAAUUUUGAGGGUUCUACAGAUGAGCUGGGAGUUUGUCAUUGCUCUGUUGUUCUUCCGGAUUCUACAUUUCCAGCAGAUCGCUUUGAGAUGCUAGAGAUCUCCAACUGGAAUUUGAGUAUCACUGUCCAGAAGGAAAUCACAAAGAUCCAGCACUAUGAGAGUACCCUGAUUAUUUACAUGGAGCGGCUGAUUAACCUGACUAAACGAGUGGAGGUAAUGGAGAUGGGAGGUCUGUCAUACACCGAGCUGGACUUCGAGCUGGUCAAGUUAGAGAUUAAAGAAAUAGAAUCCCUGAUAUGGCAGCUGAAAAUUUCAAUGAACAGUACCAAUGUUGUGGUGGAAACUCUGUAUUUGGAGAUACGUAACUUAUCUGUCUUGGUGAACCAACUGGAGGUCUAUGACAAGAACAACGUUCUAGUGAUCAGAAAGGAAAUUGCAGCUUUGAAAAAACGUUUGGAGGAUUGUGAGAAGAAUGAAACACGACCACAACCUCCACUUCCUCCAGUCAACUACGGCAAGUGUGACCAUGGAGAAAUAAUGAAUAUCACCAAACCUUUUAUAGUACAACUGAAUUAUGGGGGAUCCGGUAACCCAAUUGGAGGUUGGGGAAAUGAUGCACUUCUUGGAGCUGACCAAAGUAUUCAUUGGGUGGCUCUUGUCCAAGUUGAUAACAGAAUCAUGUAUUCCAUACGUAUCUUCAGCUCCUAUGAUAGUCUCUUGAUCUACCAAGUUAAGGAAGAAAAGAUUGUUCGAACAGUAAGCGGUAAUAUCUGGGUGUAUACAAAUUGUGGACAAGGAGGUGGCAUGGUUGUGUUCAACAAUACACUGUACUAUAACUGCUAUAACACUCAGAAUCUCUGUAAAUAUAACUUACAGACAACCACAGUAGAGCGCAGGGUUCUUACUGAUGCCACAUACAACAAUCGGUUUUCAUACUCCUCAUCAGCUUGGCAGGACAUAGACUUUGCAACUGAUGAAGAUGGUCUUUGGGUCAUUUAUACCACGGAAGCAGAUGGUGGUAAUAUUCAUAUUGCUAAAGUUAAUCCCAUUACUCUUGAGGUGAUGCAGACAUGGGCCACUACCCAGUUCAAGCGUGGUGUUACCAAUGCAUUCAUGGCAUGUGGAGUCCUGUAUGCCACUAGAGCCCUCAGCACAAGUAAAGAAGAGAUAUUUUAUAUGUAUGACACUAAGGCAAACAAAGAAGGCUACCUAAGCGUGCAGUUUGAUAAGGUAAAGGAGAACAUUCAUAGUCUCAACUACAACCCUAACAAUCACAAGCUCUACAUGUUCAAUGAUGCUUAUAUGGUCACGUAUGAUCUUACUUUCAAACAACUUAAAUAAAAAGGUUCUCAAAUUUAAAAUCAAGAAUUUGCCAGUGACAAUCCAUAUUCAAGAAUCCCAUGGCCUUUUGAUGAUUAUUGCUAAAAGGGGUUGUUAAAAAUUAGAGUACAGGUUGUUUUUUUACCCCAGAAAUAGCUCCACUCCAUUCCAUGGGCUGUGUCUGGUAUUGCAGUUCACCCCUAUUUUCCUGAAUAGAGCUAUGCAUCCAGACACUGCCUGAGGAAAGAGGGGUGAUGUUUCUGGGAAGGGAACAGUCCAUUUUUAUUUUUUUGGGUACAGAAGAAUAAAAUCUACAACCCUGACAAUUUUAUAUUUGAUUGAUGUUUGCUUUUAAUAUAUAUUUUUUCAUUUCAUUCAAAUAAAACCAUAUGUUAUUGCAGCUUUGUGUGUUAUUAUUA